Messenger RNA from Acipenser ruthenus (sterlet), 6363 nucleotides. Its product is annotated as C-terminal-binding protein 1-like. Lineage: Eukaryota; Metazoa; Chordata; Actinopteri; Acipenseriformes; Acipenseridae. The coding region runs from base 375 to 1706 and encodes 443 amino acids. The record is from RefSeq and is a predicted model, not a curated record. The transcript is spliced from 11 exons. Gene Ontology annotation, molecular function: NAD binding; oxidoreductase activity, acting on the CH-OH group of donors, NAD or NADP as acceptor; transcription corepressor activity.
GGGGAGCUCUUCUUUCAAAGAAAGAAACUCCUCUAUAGCUGCCUGACCUUGUGAACCGGGGGCUUCCUCUUUCAUGGCGAGUUGGAGAGAGGGCUGUUUUUUGACUGCAACCCGUCCCGUCCGACCCAAAAACAGCCACGAUCGGAUAAGAGAAACAACCCGAAGCAGCAUGGAGUAGUAAGAGCCAGUGAUUAAGAAGCUGACACAAGUUACAAAGAAGCAAGGACGGAUCUUGUUAGUCACAGACCGGGAAAGUCAGAGUAUCCUUUUUUUUUUUUUCUUUUUUUUUUUGUAUAUUUAUUUUUGUGUUUUUGUUCCUCUUGGAGUUACCCCAGUUGCCUUGGUGUUCUCAUCUUCGUUGCAAAGCUGUGUCAAUGGCUCUGAUGGACAAACACAAAGUAAAGCGACAGCGUUUAGAUCGCAUCUGUGAAGGCAUUCGCCCACCGAUUCUGAACGGCCCGAUGCACCCCAGGCCCUUGGUGGCGCUGCUGGACGGGCGAGACUGCACGGUGGAGAUGCCCAUUCUGAAAGACGUGGCCACCGUCGCGUUCUGCGACGCUCAGUCUACACAGGAAAUACAUGAAAAGGUCCUCAAUGAAGCAGUGGGUGCCAUGAUGUACCACACCAUCACACUAUCCAGAGAUGACCUGGACAAAUUCAAAGGCCUGCGCAUCAUUGUCCGGAUCGGCAGCGGUUUUGACAACAUUGAUAUCAAAGCAGCUGCUGAGUUAGGGAUUGCAGUGUGUAACAUCCCCUCGUCCUCGGUGGAGGAGACGGCCGACUCCACACUGUGCCACAUCCUGAACCUGUACCGGCGGGUCACAUGGCUGCACCAGGCCAUGCGAGAGGGCACCCGCGCCAGCAGCGUGGAGCAGAUCCGCGAGGUGGCAGGGGGAGCGGCGCGCAUCCGGGGAGAGACGCUCGGCAUCAUCGGCCUGGGGCGGAUUGGCCAGGCAGUGGCUCUGAGGGCGAAGGCGUUUGGAUUCAGCGUGAUUUUCUACGACCCCUAUCUUCCAGAUGGGGUGGAGAGGUCCCUGGGCCUGCAGAGAAUGAGCACCCUGCAGGAUCUGCUAAUACACAGCGACUGCGUGUCGCUGCACUGCUGCCUGAACGAGCACAACCACCACCUCAUCAACGACUUCACCAUCAAACAGAUGCGGCAGGGGGCGUUCCUCGUGAACACUGCCCGGGGAGGCCUGGUGGACGAGAAGGCCCUUGCUCAGGCACUGAAAGAGGGCAGGAUACGAGGGGCGGCGCUUGAUGUUCACGAAACCGAACCUUUCAGUUUUUCUCAGGGUGCUUUAAAAGAUGCCCCAAACCUGAUCUGUACUCCUCACACAGCCUGGUACAGUGAGCAAGCCUCCAUUGAGUCGCGAGAGGAGGCUGCCAAAGAGGUCCGCAGAGCCAUCACAGGGCGCAUCCCAGACAGUCUAAAGAACUGCGUUAAUAAGGAGUAUCUGAUGGCAGCAGCUCAGUGGCCAACCAUGGACCCAGCCAGCGUACACCAAGAGCUCAACGGAGCUUCAGCAUACAGGUUUCCAGCAGGAAUGGUCGGUGUCACAGCAGGGGGGCUCCCAGCUGCAGCAGUGGAGGGGAUGGUAGCAGGAACCCUGUCAAUCUCACACGGGAUCCCCCCCAGCCACGCCCCCUCACCCGGACAGACCGUCAAGCCUGAGUCCGACAGAGAAAUCCCAGCGGACCAAUAGCAACGCACCAAAACCACAUUCCUCACCCUCGCCACCUCUAACAGGCAAUUACUGACUUUCCCUUUAAAACAAAAAAAACAUCUGAACAUUUUCUCUGCAGUUGUUUGACUUGUUUUUAAUUUCUCAAUGAUUACUUCACAUUCUGUUUGUUGCUUUAAGUGGUAAGCAUUAAUUGCCUAUUAAAGGACUUUUUUUCUCAUUUUAGAUACAUUUUUUUUUUUUUGGUGUGCAGUAUUAAGUGCUGGGAACUUUGCACAGAUCACCUCAUUUAAAACAGAACAGUGUGCUUUUAUAGUGACAUGGAAAAUAUAAUCAAAGGAAACGCUUGGCCACUACUAAUCUUCUUAAUUAACAUAGUAAGUAAAUAUAUAUAUAUAUAUAUAUAUAUAUAUAUAUAUAUAUAUAUAUAUAUAUAUAUAUAAAAAUGUAAUAUCCAAACCACAAUCCUUACUUUUUGAAUGGGUAGGCACUUGUCAUAGUAUUUCUGAUUCCUAUUUCUGAUUGUGUACCAAAUUAAAAAAAAAAGCAACAACAGAAGCUACCUUUAGGAAGUUUGUGUGUUUUGAAAUGCCUCCUAAUACCAGGCCACAUUGUCUACCCAGAUCCUUAUGCAGUCAGUCUAACACACACACACACACAAACACUCACAUAUAUAUAUAUAUAUACACACACACACACACACACUUUCUCUCAGCUUCGCUCCCAGUCUCACUCACCCAGCCUUGUGUUUCCUCCAAUAAAAAAAUAUUUCUCCGAGCACAGUUCCUCAAUCCUCUCAAUGUGGGAUGAUCUUUGUGCCCUCUGGGUUACAGCACCCAGACUGCACGACAAAACCCUGUGAUCAUUUACAUUUUAAAAAGUGUCUUGUACCCUGUAUUCAUAACGUUUUGUUCAGCUGCAAUCAGAAACCUCUAGGAGUGUCACACUGGGUUUGUAUCGGAAUAUAUUUUCAAACAGGAACUGAGGUAGAAAAUGAGUGUCCCUGUCCCUACUUGUUUGAGCUCUUAUGUUUUGUUGACGAGGGGAAGGGAGUUUCUUAGUUGUUACUGUAUAGGAUUUGCAGGAGAAACUAUUUUGCAGUGUUUUAUAUUCAGGUAUUUCCUUUUAUUGUUUUGAUCAAAUGUGUUUUUUUUUUUUUUUUUUCUAGUAUUGUGGAAAAUACUGAAAAUGCAUUUUAAUGAUCUGAUUUAGAAUUUGUUGAUUUGGUGACAUUCCUAGAAGUGUCUGCGGUGGUGACAAAUUUUGAUUUUAGUACUCGAUUCCGUAUGGCAAACUCAGACAGCAAAAAUUACAGUUCCUGCUUUGGCUCUUGCAGACGGUGGUAUAUACGUUUAUUCUCCUUUGGCAGAGGCAUUGAAGGGCCACAGUAAACUCCAGCCAAUACAGGGGCAAGCCCACAAGGCAGAAGAAUGUAAAGCAUCUCCUCCUCAGAAACUUGAAAAUCCUUGGCAGCUGCCAGACAGUUCAGUGACAUAUAUGUAGUGCCUGCCUACUGUAAAUGGAUUAGGCACUACAGAGGUUUUACAUCUACUAUUAAAGACUGGCUUCCCAAUCUGUACCACAAGAGGGCGCCAGCAGCAAAGUAUAUGUAGACAUCCAUAGCAAAUAUUUUAGGAUGAUUAUGUAGUGCUUGGCUGCUGAAUUUGGUUAAGAAAAUAACAGUACAAAUGCUUCUAAAUCCGGGUUCCAGGAGCAGUGAGAUUGACUAUCUCUCGAAUUCACCAAAGCUGAAAACUACUUUGAAUAAUUGGAACCAGGUGAGGGGUACAGGACGGAUGCACACCAUGAAGCAGGCUUGUGAUUCACAGCAAUUGUAACAAUAAUUGACGAAGAUCAAUCCAGGGCCAUGCAGGCAUGUCUUGUAGAAUGAAAGAAAUGUCUGGUUUCCUUUCCGUGAUUCUGCAGGCAAACCAUUUUAUAAAGCUUUAUAAAAAAAAAUAGAGACAAAACAAAAUCGCUGCUUCUUGAAUUUACAGGCUUGUUAAAAAAAAAAAAAAAAAUUCCAAGGACUGUAGGUGUUAACGCUGAGGAGGAGGGUGUUUAAGAUGUUUAAAUGGAAACAUGUCGUCCAGCAUUGGGCCUUUCCAAUAUUUCAGUGUUCAGAAUUCUUAAUCUGCUGCUUGUAGCUGUGCUCCAAGUGAAAGGGGUUUGGGAUUCAAUUCUAGCUUUUAUUAAAGCCAUUUUUUUAUUAUUAUUUUUAGCAACAAAGAUGUAGGCCAUGCUUUGCCUCUCAGAUGCUCGCUAAAGUAAACAGACACCCAAUUUAAAGGGGCUUGUUUGGGAUGAGGAAUGGAAAUGGGGUGCCUCUGUAUGUAGAGUUUAUAGAUCUUGAGAUCUUCAGGGGUGUUUUGUUCUUCUCUUUAAACAGCAUAUUUCCAAAGACUCAACAGCACCCUGUCAUUGUUACUGGCAGUGACGAACUUUUGAGUUUUACAAAAUUAGGGCUACCAAGUUUUCAAAGUUCAGCCCCUCAGUAAUAAUGUGCAGGAGUGGCUUUACUGUGACAUUGAAAUGACUGGCAGAGGUCUGAAACAAAGCUCUGCUGCUUUCAUUCGUGAUCAUGUAAUGGGCGAGGAUCGCUGUAGGAAGAGUUCCUUGCCAAAGGAGGAAUGAAUGUGUAUAAGAGGUUCUUUACUGUGAAUUAACUGCUCUGUGACAUAGGAAUACCUUUGUAGUACCUCAAGACCUGAUAUUGAAUGUACUCUUGCUCUUUCUCUGUGUACAGUUUUUUAAAUUCUACAUAGUACUUUACUAUACAAAAAAAAAAGAGAGAUCCAAACUAAGACAACACGUCAUACUUUUUAAAUACAGAAGAAAAUAAACACUUUAGGUAUAUCAUAAAACUUAAGAAAAAAAAAAUCUCAGGCUUAAAAACAAUACGAUUACGUUAUAUUUUAUUUUUAUAUAUAGCUUUGGCUUUCAAUAACCAGCGAUCCCCUCUUCUCAGUUCCCAAGUCCUAUGAGAGAGAAGUUAUGCAAGGUUUUCCAUUUAAGUCUUACCUUUCCCAACUUAUUAAAAUGAUCCAAAAGGCCCAUUCUCUGUACCUGGGGCGUACACAUGAAUCCAGGCAGCUGUGCCAUUACCUUCUUUAAAUGCUUGCAUACAUGAUGUAUAAUGGGAUAUCUGAUAGCAGCUGAAAAGGUUAGCCAUUUUAGUAGAUUUGCGCUUGCUGGUGCCUUCAGGGAUGUUUGACAAGCGCGUGUCUGAAUUUUGGGAGGGUGGAAUGUCUAAAGUAGCAGUCGCAGCACUAAACAAGCUUGUAGUUUUUAAUUCUAGCUUGAUUGAACCAAGUCAUUUUGUUAUAUAUGAGAGAUAGUUAAAAGGCAUUACAUUGAGAUUUCUUAAAAAAAAAUGGAUUGAUAGAAACAAUUAAACCUGGAUUUAAUUAAAGUUAAUUCAACAGUAAUUUUAUAAAGAAAAUCAAGUGGUUAGGAAGGGGUCUGAUUAAUUCAGCUGUGUAAAUUUCAGAUACGAAAUGACAUGAACUGCUGUUGGGAUGAAAGGAUUAAAGGUCACCGAUUCUAGAAAAUAUAGUGUACAGAAAAUGCAAUUAGCACACCGUCUUUAUUUAACAUAAUUCUAUAUUAGCAAUGACCUGGCCUCCACACACCCCUUGUAUCUACCUGUCCUUAACAAACGUGUGAGCUGAUCGUGCUGAAAUACCUUGGAGGGACUUGAACUUGGGCUCUCAUGUGUACCAUGAAAUGUCGUUUUUGUUUCUUGUUUUUUUUUUGUUUUGUUUUUCUUUCUAUUUCUAUUUGGAAUAGGUGUGAUGAUACAUUGUUGUUAGUGAUGUGGAUUAGAAAAUCAAAUUGAAUGGUGACUUGUAACAUGAACAUUUUGUGUGUUUUUACAUGCUGUAUUGAAACAUUUCAUUAAGUUUUUCAAAUUUUUUUAGAUGACCUUUGAUAAAUGUGAGUUAAAAGAAAGAUGCAUGAAUCCAUCCUUAACUUGAUGGCAUAUUGACAGCUGUCAGUCAAAGAUUCUGCACGGAGUGCUCUUAUUAAAUCCAUUGCUCAAAGCCAAUAAAAAUGUGUGGCAACUUUGAGAGGCUUGACCAUAUUACUUAAAUAGUAGAAAUCUGACCAUACAAAAACAAUCCAACUUUUGAGUAGCUUUUCUCUAACUGCAAAAACAAAUGCAAUCUAUACAGUGUCAUCAUCACAUUUUCUUACUGUCUACAGUGCUGCAAAUGCAGUGCUAAUUCUUCCUGAGUACUGGCCGCCGUUGGGGUUGAAAGGCAUGCCCAUGCCCGGGGGAUGGCCCAGCCUCUGGAUCUGCCGUCAGGGAUAUUUUAAGAACAUCUCUGAAGUUUACCAGACCAGCACAAGUCACUAUUGUAAUCCCUGUUGAUGGCUGACUGGGAAGCUGUGUCAUUUCAGUCCCGGGCUGUAGAGAGUCUAGCUUCAUAUAACAAAAAAAAUGAAAAGCUAUUGACAUUUUGAAAUGUAUUUUUACAGCAUGUGAACGUAGUGUUACUAUUUUUUCUUUCUUUUUUUAAAUUAUUUUAAUUUCAAAUGUCUGACUGCAAAACUUUUUCUGUUCUCGUUUAGGCUCUUAAGGAUGAUUUUGUUCCUUUUUUUUUGUGUUAGAAACAAUCAUGUUUGUGAUGGUAACUACCGCUAUAAAAUAUUUUAAUAAAAAUCUUAAAGCCUA